AUGAAUGAAUCCAAUGAUGGUACAUCAUCAAUUGUUAAUUCAACAACAGUUGAUUAUGAAUUACCUGAUGAAUUUCCAGCUAUAUUUGGUUGUUAUAAAGGUGAAUGUCGUAUUGAUAUUGGUUGGUUAACAAGUCAAAGUGAAAUUCAACUUCGUUUUCAUUCAAAUGCUUUACAAAUUUGGUCAUCAAAAUUACGUAACAGUCAAAUAUUUACACCAACAUCAAAAGUCUUUAUUCAAGCUGCUUUAUUACGUUUAUCAGGUUGUGAAGCUAAUAUUCAAAGUGAUUAUGGUGCUGUUAUUGAAAAAGAUGAUUAUAUGAUUGUUAAAAUUCAAACAUUUGAACCGGAAAAUAUUGCAUAUCAUAUUGAUUUUUAUCUUGUUGAUGAAACAACACCAUUACGAAAACAUAUUGGUUUUGCAUAUGUUUUACCAAUACAUUCAAAUCUUGAAUUAGCAGAUAAUAAACAUCUUCAUCGUAUUGUACCAAUUAUUGGACUUAAACAUAAUCCUAUUGGACAAUUAAAAGUUGAUGUUUUAUUAAUAACACCAUUAGAAGCUUCAUUUAAAGGUGCAUUUCAGCUUGGUUUUGAUUUUGUUGAAUUUGAUGUACAAUUAUCAAAAGAUAAAAUUCCUGUUGUUUAUCAUGAUUUUCAAGUUGCUAUUACACUUAAACUUAAAGAUUUAACAUUACCACAAUUACAAUCAUUAAAAAUUUAUCAUACAAGUAAAACAGAUGUAUCAAAAGUUGAUGAAGAAUUAAAUGAUGAUGAACAAACAAAUACAAUUAAUAAUAAUAAUUUAACAUCAACAACAGUAAAUCAAUUAAAACAACAACAUGAUGAAAAAAAAUUUCAUUCUUUAUUUCCAACAUUAGAAGAACUUUUUGAAACACUUGAUUUUCAUCUUGGAUUUAAUGUUGAAAAUAAAAUAUGCUAUGGAAUAUCGACAUGGUGGAAGUGA
Rotaria sordida is the source of this 963-nucleotide messenger RNA. Lineage: Eukaryota; Metazoa; Rotifera; Eurotatoria; Philodinida; Philodinidae. The record is from the annotation of a GenBank genome assembly.